AUGAUUGCUGGAUCGCUUCUGCAGAGUUUCUCUCUAUUCAUGUUGUCUUGGUCAAAACCCGCGUCACUGGGUGCUAUCGUCCAUCCGAUUAUACUCAAUAACUUCCUGGAUGGUCCUCUUGGCUUCACCAAUGGCGUCCGUGCAAGCGCAGGGUUCGUCAGCGCACUACUUUUAAUUGCAUGUUUGUGCAUGCGAACUCACCUUGAUCCACCGGUGACACCGGUGAAGUACAUUGUGGCGGCUAGAAAAUGUUUUCAUGAUGUGCCAUUUACUCUUAUGGUGGCAGGGGACUUCCUUUUCCAGAUCGGCCUCUUUUACCCGGCAUACUUCAUUCAACUCGACUCUAUCAAGCAUGGUAUCAAUGUUGCCUUUUCAUCUUACUCUGUGGGUGCCAGCACUGCACAAGCAAUUUUCCUGCUGACAGGUGUGCUCAUUUUGGGCAUGAUUGGGUUGAAUUGCUUGGCCAGCAUUAUUGUGCUUGCCGUGCUUCAUGGCUAUUUUGAAGGGCUGUUUGUUGUGAUAACGCCAGACCUUUCUGAGCUUGGCACGCGGAUGGGCACCGCUGUCUUCAUCGGUGGUGUGAUUUGGAAGUUUGAUUGUGUGCAUGGUCACAUGGCGUUUAUCCUGUUCUCAGUAGCUGGACUUGCAUUCAUUCGCUUCCUCAGCUCGACUGCCUACAUGCUGAUCCACGUGUUUGCAGGGGAGUAA
This is a messenger RNA of Suillus paluster, 708 nucleotides long. RefSeq lists its product as uncharacterized. Lineage: Eukaryota; Fungi; Basidiomycota; Agaricomycetes; Boletales; Suillaceae. The record is from RefSeq and is a predicted model, not a curated record. The coding region runs from base 1 to 708 and encodes 235 amino acids. The transcript is spliced from 8 exons.